AUGACUGAAAGUGGAUAUAAAAUAGGAGAGGUUGAUGAAAUUCCUGGUCGUGUGAAGGAAACAUUGUGUCAACCAUGUUUAAGUAAGGAUAAGCAAACUGUAGCUGACAAGUUUUGUUCAACUUGUAAUGAAUUCCAAUGUAAUGAUUGUUCAAAUGUACACAACGUGCUCAACAUCUUGAUAAAUCAUGAAUUGGUGAGCGUGAAAGAAACUAAUGCUACAAGUAUUUCGUUUAUAAUGGAGGCCUUAGAUAUAUGUGAUCAACAUCAAAAACAUUUUAAAUUCUUCUGUGAAGAUGAAAACAUACUUUGCUGCAGUACUUGUGCUAUUGUAAAUCAUCGAAAAUGUCACAGCGUUGUAGAAAUUGAGAAGAUUGCAGGGAAAAUGACGUCAGUAGGUUCUAAAUUAGGGGAGAAAUUGUUGGAAGCUAGAGAAGAUGCUGAGGGUAUUGCAAGACACAUCCGUUCUUCAAAAGACCAACUUGCUAAAGAUAUAAAAGAAAUACAUGUUAAGGUUAGACGAAUGCGAGACGAAGUAAUGAGAAUGUUUGACGAUUUAGAAGAUUUUGUCAUCAAGAGAGCUGAAACUCUUCAGAGAGAAACAUCAGAAUAUCUGACAAUGAAACAAACACAAAACGAUAAACAUUUGGUUGAUGUUACAUCGUGCUUGGAGACGAUUGAAAGUAUUUUCAAAAAUGGAACUCCAGUUCAGAAAUAUAUAGCAGAACAGAAAAUGGAGAGUAAAAUCAAUGCCCUCUGCAGAAACAUCAGGAAGGAAUGUCAGAAUUUAAUGACGGUGAACAUUUCUUUUCAUUUUGAUGAAACAUUAAAACUUCCGCCAUUACCAGUUACUGAAUACGUUCCAGCACAAUUGCUAUUAAAGUAUUAUCGCCAAAAAGAUCUAAAUUCUGUUAACAUGGCGAUGACUUUAACACAAGUUUCUGCUAUUGUUUUGGAUAAAUCGGGAGAUGAUAUCGAUGAACCGUUCUAUACAGGAAUAGAUUUUCUACCUGAUGGUAGACUGGUGGCUGUAGAUAACACAAACAAGAGAUGUUUAGUGUACAAUGAGAAGCUUGAGAAAGUAGGAUCACAUCAGCUGUCUUACAUACCAUUAUCUGUUGUUGUAGUAUCCGAGGAGGAAGUAGCGAUAACACGUGGUAAUGAAUACAGUAUAGAAUUUCUACAUGUUAGUAAAUGUAAUGAAAUAACUUCAAGUAAGACAUGUAGAGUGAAAUCGAAAUAUUACUCCAUAUGUAUGAAAGAUGAUAAACAAUUUGUAGUUGGAACGUUUGGUGAACCAAAACCUGUCCGUAUUGUAUCAAUGACAGGAGAGGAGCAUGACUUUAGUGUUAACUUUCCAAACAAGACAUAUCCGAUAGGCACUAGCGCUAGUACUUAUAUAAACAGCAGCGACAAAGUGGUGAUUACAGAUAGAGACGAGCAUACUGUCUGCAUAUGUGACAUAAAGACAGACACGAGAGUCGAAGUGAAAGAUAAUUUGAUACAGGAACCACGUGGUGUAACAGUUGGUCCCUUUGAUACUAUCCUUGUGUGCAGCAAUAAAACAAACACCAUUGUACAGAUAUCCCAAACAGGUCAGAUGUUAUCAUCGUAUAAUAUAGAUAUGAAAUAUCCAUAUAGAGUAUGUGUUUCGCGUGAUAAAUCAUGUCUUGUUGUUACAAAUAACUGUCUUGGAAAUAAUACUAUGCAGAAAUUCAAAAUAUCAACAUAG
Molecule: messenger RNA, 1731 nt
Organism: Ruditapes philippinarum (Manila clam)
Lineage: Eukaryota; Metazoa; Mollusca; Bivalvia; Venerida; Veneridae
Exons: 1
Coding region: 1-1731 (576 amino acids)
Biological process (GO): positive regulation of DNA-templated transcription
Cellular component (GO): chromatin; nucleoplasm
Molecular function (GO): zinc ion binding; ubiquitin-protein transferase activity
Source: RefSeq, a predicted model, not a curated record